CGGCCCCGCGCCGCUGGGGCCAGGGACGGCCGCCGCUCCGGCCGCGGGCUGUUUUCACUGCGGAGGAGUUUGGCUCCCCGGAGCAAACACGUCAUAUCAACAGGAGGGCUGCAUUCUCAGGAUCCCCUGCCUGCCCUUUGGCUUCGGCGCUCAGCCCUGCUCCAGCUUGCAUAACGGCACGGGGGGGAGGCAGGGUUGGCCCCUCGCGGGGGCCCCCGCACCGCCUGUCCAUAAAUAGGGGCUCGACGGACUCUCCAGCACUGCAGCGCUCUGCCUCCAGCUCUCGCUUGGCUCAGCUCAGCUCGGCUCGGCUCGACCAUGCAGGCCACGCUGCUCAGCGUCCUGGGGCUGGCCCUGCUUGGGGCACUGCAUGCCCAGGACAGCAUUCCCAUCCAAGCCGACUUCCAGCAGGACAAGCUCACGGGGAGAUGGUACAGCAUCGGCCUGGCCUCCAACUCUAACUGGUUCAAGGAGAAGAGGCACCUAAUGAAGAUGUGCACCACUAUCAUCUCCACCACCGCAGAUGGAAACCUGGAAGUCACCUCCACCUACCCCAAGGGUGACCAGUGUGUGACAAGGAACAGCCUUUACACCAAGACGGAGCAGCCGGGGAGGUUCAGCUACACCAGCACCCGCUGGGGCAGCAAGCACGACAUCCGUGUGGUGGAGACCAACUACGAGGAGUACGCCUUGGUGGCCACCCAGAUCUCCAAGAGCACCGGUCCCUCCACCAUGGUGCUGCUCUACAGCCGGACCAAGGAGCUGAGUCCUGAGCGCCUGGAGAGGUUCACCCAGUUCUCCAGGGAGCAGGGCCUGACGGACGAUGAGGUCCUCAUCCUGCCCCAGACAGAAAAAUGCAUGACAGAUGCUGCCUAGGUGAUCCCACCAGCUGCUGCCGGCCAGAGCCCUGACAGUGCCGCGAGCUGGUGACCACCCUGUCCCAUCCCAACCCCAGUGCACCCCACAGCACUGCAGCAGCCUUCGCUCCCUGGCUUCACACCCCACACCUGUACCCCCAUCCCCAUUAAAGCCCACAUAAAACCAA
Molecule: messenger RNA, 1045 nt
Organism: Pipra filicauda (Wire-tailed manakin)
Lineage: Eukaryota; Metazoa; Chordata; Aves; Passeriformes; Pipridae
Gene: PTGDS
Product: prostaglandin D2 synthase
Exons: 7
Coding region: 319-876 (185 amino acids)
Molecular function (GO): small molecule binding
Source: RefSeq, a predicted model, not a curated record